AGAUCCCUUUCCGGUACUUGGAUUUCUCUUUCUGCACACCUCGCUGUGUGCAAGAACAUCGCAAAGCUAAUGCGCCAGCAGAAAAGAGCUAACAGACUCGAAAAGGAAGAGUGAAGUUCACCUCCCCCGGAGCCGCUCAACUCCUCCUCUUCCUCCAUGACCAGAAGAUUCUGUCAGCUUCAGUGAAGUCAUCUGAAAAGGAGAAGAAGACAUGAGACGAGAUGCUGUUCGGCUGCCGGGUAGCCGAGCCACUGUUGCUACUGCUGCUGCUGCCGGCGGCUUGUCUGGCAGAGAGCGGAGAGCCAGACAUUGACUUAGAGUCCCAAAUCAGCUGCACCUCGCACAUCGCCACCGCAGGUUGCAGUUUAACCUGUAAACUGACUGGCAGCAAGAGCGAGGACGACAAAGAUGACCGUGUAGAGUCGUUAAAAGCCUGUUUCUUUGUCCAUCUAGAGAACAAAAAAAGAUGCCUGUCGGUGCCGGGUGACUCGGUCACGUCUCCUAAACUGCGUCCCCUGCUCCAACUCGAGCUGAACAUCCGCCUUAGGAGUGAGAGAACCGUCAUGAAAAGAGUCCAACUGAAGGAAAUUGUUAAACCUCGAAGUCCAGAGGUUUGGAACAUGACUGUGAAGCCCGAGUCCAACCAGGCCGUGUUUCACAUUCGGACUCCCUAUGAGAACGACUAUCUAAAUGUUGAAAAUCAGCUUUUCCAGCUGUUCAUUUGGAACAUCGACAACAUGAUUCAAAAUGUGUCGUCGUCGGAUACGAUGGCCAUUGACCUGGAGCACCUCCAUAAAAACUCGAUCUAUCACGUCAAAGCGCGAGCAAUCCCACUCCGUUUUUAUAAGGGGAGCUGGAGCGAAUGGAGUAGCGCCUUCACAUUUUCCAUUCCCGAUGUCCAGACACAAAGUGACAAGAUGGAAAAACUGACGAGGAAGCUGGUUGUGUGUCUCCUCUCUCUGGUGGUGCUGACUUCCAUCCUUGGAAUCUUCUGGAAAAAAAAGAUAUUCCCUUACAUGUGGCCCAGCAUUCCACAUCCACAACCCAAUCUGCACAACUGCAAACCCAACAAAGUUGCCCUCCUACUCAACCUAAAACCCGAGGAAUUCAGUCCACUUAAUAUCCACCCGGUGGCCGAAUCAGUUGAGCAGGAGCGAGUUCAAGUUAUUCAUUGUGCAACCAGUGAUCUUACGCUGGCAACUGACCCCCAUUCAACCCAAAACUCCGACUGCAGUGUAAGCACGGAGGAACUGGAGCUUUCCCUCUCGCACGAUAGCAGUUGCUCCAACAGAGACGACAGCCUUCAGAGCUCCUCUUCGAUGCUUGUGGCCGCUGCUGUGCCGAGUCCAGGAGAACCUCUGCUGUUGGGGGUCUCUAAAAAGGAGGAUGAAUAUGUAACAAUGGCCAGUUUCUUUCAGGUUAAGUAGAUUCCUGGUUGAGAAACAAGGAUCUGACAUAGAAACAGGCCUUUUGUGCCCAAACCACACACGUCAGUGCAGAAACGAAAGUGAAAAUGUCUGAGAGCAUGUGAGUCUACGAAUUAUGUUCCGCUCAUAUUCAUAUGUGAUGACACAUAUCAAAAGUGGGCCACGUCACCAUUUAGCAUAAAUGCAGUCCGGGGAAAUCGGUUAAUUCGUGUUUCGAACAUAUUCAUCAAUGUGUUUUCUGAGGUUUUUCUAUGAGUUAUGUUUGUAUGACUUUAUUUUUCACUGAUGCAUUGAUGUGUAACAUUGUAGCAAGGAGAAGCAAAGCGAGUCAAUGGAAGGCACAAUGAGGAGAACCUUUUUUGGAUCUUUGCAAAGCUGCUAUUUUCUGAAGGUAUUUUUGCAUGUUUCUUCAUGCUUCGUUGGUUUUGACAGAUUUUUGUUGUUAUUAUUCUUCAUGGGACAGGAUGUGGACGUAUGGAACAGGAUGUGUUGCUGUGGCAAACGCAUUUGCUCAAGGCUGCAACUUUGUGUUUAUGCCGCUAUAAACAUGCCUCUUUUUUUUUGUCGUUGAAUCUAAUGGCAGAACCGCUGCUGAUGAAAUAUCCUGUGUCUAA
Messenger RNA from Corythoichthys intestinalis (scribbled pipefish), 2041 nucleotides. It is a transcript of the gene il7r, whose product is annotated as interleukin 7 receptor. Gene Ontology annotation, molecular function: protein binding; cytokine receptor activity. Gene Ontology annotation, cellular component: external side of plasma membrane. The record is from RefSeq and is a predicted model, not a curated record. The transcript is spliced from 9 exons. NCBI's taxonomy places the organism in Eukaryota, Metazoa, Chordata, Actinopteri, Syngnathiformes, Syngnathidae. Gene Ontology annotation, biological process: cytokine-mediated signaling pathway. Bases 222 to 1427 code for a protein of 401 amino acids.